Molecule: messenger RNA, 743 nt
Organism: Paramuricea clavata
Lineage: Eukaryota; Metazoa; Cnidaria; Anthozoa; Malacalcyonacea; Plexauridae
Source: the annotation of a GenBank genome assembly
CUGCAUGCGAUCGCACUGUUGUGUACCUCUUUGUUCUCAGCAAGGAUACCGACUCUCAAAUGGUGAAAAGGUUUCAUAUUUCAACUUUCCAAAAGAUAAAACUGCACGUAAACAACGGAUUCAUGCAAUAAGGCGCGACGAAGGGAACUAUUUUAAAAUUCAUGACAAGACAAAGGUUUGUUCUCUUCAUUUUAAGCCUGACGACUUAAAGAAAUCUUUAAAUGGAAGAAUAUUUGUAAAGGAAGGAAAUAUUUCUUCAAAGUUUGAGUGGAAGCUAGAAUCGCCGAAGAAACGAAAAGCACCAACAGUCCGACAGCCACUAGUCAAGAACUCAACAUGCAACAAUGUUCGAAGUAUUUCUUCACAUGCAGAUUUCACAGUCAGUAAAGUCGAUGACAACGAGGAAUUAUUGAAGGAAGAGGUGACAGACUUAAAACGCGUACAGGAAGUAUUGGAACGAACUAUUAAACACACUGAAGAUAGCCUUCGCGAUGCAAAAGAAACAAUCUCUAACCUUCAACAAGAAAACUGUGAUCUUAAAAAGAGUAUUUGUUUAAUUCAGGAAGAAAGCGUUCAGAACAGUGGACACAUGAAGAAACAGAGGAAAUUAUUGAACCAUUGUUGAAUUUGAACAGUCUAACGUCCGACCAAGAUAUUGCUUUCUACACAGGAUUUCCCAACUAUGAUAUAUUUGUAGCACUUUUUAAUUACCUUAACCCUGGGACACAUGGGGAAAAUAUAAG